AGCUCCCUGGCUGGCCCUUUUGACUCUCUUUCUCAUCCCCAACUCUUCCAGGACUCCAGAGUCAAGCCUAGGGCCUCAUUCUGCCCCUGUUUAAGUCAGUAAGGCAAACUCUGGCUGUUCCCCGCUACUUUCCCUGCGAGAGUGGAGAAAAGGAAACCGUUCGAACAGGAUGUAUGUAACGAUUCUUUCUCGCAACACGCUCCCGUAUGUACGGAUGAGCAACAAAGAAGACCCGAGCAAGUGUUGCCCCGCAGCUGCUCCGAUCUCCAGUUUUACCAUCCAGUCCAUCCUGGGCAGCGGUACCUCGGAAGGGGGCAGGGAGCCCAGUUCCAAGGCAGCGGCCGCCUGGCCGGGCAGGAAGCGAAGUCUGUCUGUGUCCUCAGAGGAAGAGGAGCCGGAGGAGAGCUGGAAACAUCACGGCUGCUUCUGUCCUGAGUCGCAGGGCCCCAAAGAAACUUGCCACAAACACCAGCCCAUCAGUUUCACGUGUCUCAGCAAUCCAAAGGGGAAUGGAGGCGCAAUGACGGUAAAUACGGACAGGACGCAGUUCCUCUCCCAAUCCCAACAGGACUUGAAGGAGGAAAAAGAGAAACACUUCCCUCCAAACUCCCCGUCUUCUGGGGACAGGCAAAGGGACGGAGGGGACAGACAGGCUAAUUCAGCCAAAAAGAAGACCCGCACUGUUUUCUCCCGGAGCCAAGUGUACCAGUUGGAAUCUACCUUUGACAUGAAGCGAUACCUGAGCAGCUCGGAGAGGGCCUGCUUGGCCUCCAGUUUGCAGCUGACGGAGACCCAGGUGAAAACCUGGUUCCAGAACCGCAGGAACAAAUGGAAAAGGCAACUCUCGGCAGAACUGGAGGCGGCCAAUAUGGCUCAUGCCUCAGCUCAGACACUAGUGGGGAUGCCCCUGGUUUUCAGAGACAAUUCCCUUCUGAGAGUGCCAGUGCCCAGGUCUAUCGCCUUCCCAGCCCCUUUAUAUUACCCAGGCAGCAAUUUGUCAGCCUUACCUCUCUAUAAUCUCUACAACAAGAUCGACUACUGACUCCGAAAGUCUCCUCCUCUGUAUAGCUCUCCGCUAGCCGCAAUGACCUUUCAUAGAUUUCACCCGUCUGUAUCCACAGGAAAACAAAUGUGCUUCUUGCAGUGUUAAGAAAUACACCAUGUGUAUUCAUUAUUUUUAUUUAUUGGAUCCUCUCGAUUUGUUUGUUUAUGUUCUAGGCUGGCAUAGUGUUUUUAUGUACGAUCGCCAUGCAUUAUCCCACCAGACAUAACUGACUUUCUGAGCUUCCCGGGACUUUCAAAACAAAUUGCAAUCGUCUCUCUGUCUACAUGUGCAGGUAGGAAAAGGCCCAGGGCGCUUGGUUAUUUGUCUCUGCAAUUGUAUAGGCCAAUUUCAACCCCCUCCCCCGCUC
Mauremys mutica (yellowpond turtle) is the source of this 1412-nucleotide messenger RNA. RefSeq names its product H6 family homeobox 2 (gene HMX2). The record is from RefSeq and is a predicted model, not a curated record. The transcript is spliced from 3 exons. Gene Ontology annotation, molecular function: DNA-binding transcription factor activity, RNA polymerase II-specific; RNA polymerase II transcription regulatory region sequence-specific DNA binding. Bases 170 to 1042 code for a protein of 290 amino acids. Lineage: Eukaryota; Metazoa; Chordata; Testudines; Geoemydidae. Gene Ontology annotation, cellular component: nucleus. Gene Ontology annotation, biological process: regulation of transcription by RNA polymerase II.